UUUAUAAGAAAAAAAAUUAUAUAUAAUAAUUUGAUUAAUUCAUUCAAUACUUCACUAAGCUUAUUAAAAACAUAUAUUUCUCAAAAACUCUGCUAUGUAUAUAAUACACCCUCGCGCAUGUUUCAUCUGUUGCCACCAAAUUGCAAACCAACUAACCACACAAAGAAAACUCUUUUCUUCUUCUUUUUUAUUUUUUCGUUUUCUCUUCCGAAUUUUUCAUGGAGAGAUCAAUGAACAAUGGUUUCAUUAUGAGCAAACAUGAAACAACGGCGUUUUCAGGCGACCAAACUCCGGAGGAAAGCAGCUGGACUAUGUACUUUGAGGAUUUCUUCGAGGCUUCUUCAAGCAUAGUGCACGUCGGAGAUUGCAGCUCUUCCUCCAUCUCCGACGCAGCGUCGUGCGUGGACACUAAGAAGACCAUCCACGUGUCUAAGCAAGAAGGAUCUAAGAACAUCAAGGGGACAAGAAAUAGAGAGAUUCCUUUUGGUCGUCAUCAUGAUCUUGAAGACACUGCCUCUUCACCUUCUCAUAGCCCUAACGUCUAUAGCAUGAUGAACCACCUAUUGGACAACAAUACGAGACACGGGAGUUGCAUCGUUGGUGAUGACACAAAUAAUGAGAAAAGAGAGAAUGCGUUGCAAAACCAAGGUGGAUUAUCAGUAGCAUUGGAGAAAAAGGGGCUUUGUUUAGUUCCUUUGUCAAUGGUCACCAACUAUCUUGGUUGAUAAAUGAUUCAUUCUUUUGGUGUCCAAUAUUUUUUUUCCUUUUAGAAUAUAAAUAUUUGGUAGAUAUUUUCAGUCAUAUAUGUAAUGUAACAGUUGAGAUAUGCUUGUGUAACAAAUUACAUAUGGCAAGUGAGUUGUACGGGUGCA
Molecule: messenger RNA, 872 nt
Organism: Camelina sativa (false flax)
Lineage: Eukaryota; Viridiplantae; Streptophyta; Magnoliopsida; Brassicales; Brassicaceae
Product: vascular-related unknown protein 4-like
Biological process (GO): multidimensional cell growth; xylem development
Source: RefSeq, a predicted model, not a curated record